AUGACCAGCCCUGUACCCAACCCCCAACCUGGAGGACCAGAUGUAUAUUGUGCUGCACAGACCAUCCCAAACGGUGAAGUGAGUGGUUACGGGGACGUAGUUUUCUUCAGGUGUCACCCAGGAUACAAAUUGGUCGGCGAGUCAACUCUAACCUGUCAGGAUAACGGAACCUGGAGUGGAAGUUUACCCACAUGCGCAGCAUGUGCGGUAAACGGAGGCACCUGCUCGGCAUGGGGAGAUCCACACUACACGACGUUCGACGGAAGGAAGUAUGAUUUCCAAGGCCCGUGCAGAUAUACGUUCGCCAAAGACUGUGGACACGGCGACUUUACUGUGGAGACAAAAAACGAACCCCUAACCGGGAAUCCAUCUGUUUCUGUAACUCGUGAGGUCUACGUGAUGGCGUUCGGGAUCGAAAUCGAAAUUCUUCAAGGCAGAGUUGUAAAGAUGAAUGGAGAAACCACAUCGCUUCCCUACCACAAACCAGGAGGCAAGAUCGAUAUCUACCUGACUGGAACUGAUGUCCGAGUACGGCUUGUCGACUCGUGCGUGGAGGUAUCCUUUGACGGGAGUCACAUAGUCAGGGUGGAUGUUCCACGAAGUUACAUGAACAAUACGUGUGGACUUUGCGGUAACUUCAACGAUGACCCAUCCGAUGACCUGAAUGGAGAGAGCGGGACCGUUUUCGGUAAUACACAUCAGACCAACACGAUGAAUUGUUCUGGAGGCCCAACAGGUCCCCCUCCCCCUUGUCCCCCGGAAUUGGAGAGUCAGGUGAUGGCGGAUGACAAGUGCGGCGUGAUAAAAGAUGUGAACGGCCCGUUUGCUGCUUGCCAAGGCGUUGUGGAUCCCGUGGGUUACUUUGAGGACUGCGUCUUUGACAUGUGUGCAUGGGACGGAACUGACGGGCUGUGUCAGAACCUGAAGGCAUACGCUGACGCCUGUGUGGCAGCCGGCGUGCAGUCCGAGUCGAUCAGCUGGCGAACUGCAGAACGUUGUCCGUUGGCGUGCCCAGCAAACAGCGCCUACUCGUCAUGUACAAGUGCCUGCCCUGCGACUUGCGUGAACCCCAGCGCCCCAGACAACUGUAACCUCCCCUGUGUGGAAGGCUGCGGGUGUAAUGUAGGAUACGUACAGAUUGGACUGGACUGUGUCCGUCAAGCGGACUGUGGCUGCACUGAUCAAGACGGAUACUACCAUACUCUUGGGGCAGUAUGGGAAGGUGAUGGUGAGGAAUGUGAAUGCCAAGCAGGAAACACGAUCUUCUGUAAAGCGGUUCAAUGUCAGACUCUAACGGCCCCAACUAACGGUGCCCUCAGUACCACAGCGACUUCCUACCAGACCGUAGUCACCUUCUCCUGUAACUCGGGAUAUCAACUGAACGGGGCUACUGAUGCGACGUGCCAAGCUGACGGAACAUGGAGUAAUUCUGAUCCAACAUGUGAACCGGUUCAAUGUCCGGCUCGGACGGCCCCAACUUACGGAGCGGUGAGUCCUACCGGAGCGGUCUCUUACCCGAAUGGGGUCACCUUCACCUGUAACUCGGGAUACGAACUGGACGGAGCUGCUGCUGCAACGUGCCAAGCUGACGGAACAUGGAGUAUCCCUGUGCCAACAUGCACACCGGUUCCAUGUCCGACUCUUACGGCCCCAACUAAUGGAGCUCUAAGUCCUCUCGGACCAUACGCCUAUCCUGACGGGGUCACCUUCACCUGUAACUCGGGAUAUCAACUGAACGGCUUUGCUGCUGCCGCGUGCCUAGCUGACGGAACAUGGAGUAAUCCUGUUCCAACAUGCACGCCGGUUCCGUGUCCGACUCUUACGGCCCCAACUAAUGGAGCUCUAAGUCCUCUCGGACCAUACGCCUAUCCUGACGGGGUCACCUUCACCUGUAACUCGGGGUAUCAACUGAACGGGGCUACUGAUGCGACGUGCCAAGCUGACGGAACAUGGAGUAAUUCUGUUCCAACAUGUGAACCGGUUCAAUGUCCGGCUCGGACGGCCCCAACUUACGGAGCGGUGAGUCCUACCGGAGCGGUCUCCUACCCGAACGGGGUCACCUUCACCUGUAACUCGGGAUACGUGCUAAACGGCGCUGCUGCUGCCACGUGCCAAGCUGACGGAACAUGGAGUAUCCCUGUUCCAACAUGUGAACUCCUACCGGAGCGGUCUCUUACCCGAAUGGGGUCACCUUCACCUGUAACUCGGGAUACGAACUGGACGGAGCUGCUGCUGCGACGUGCCAAGCUGACGGAACAUGGAGUAUCCCUGUGCCAACAUGCACACUGUCCGACUCUUACGGCCCCAACUAAUGGAGCUCUAAGUCCUCUCGGACCAUACGCCUAUCCUGACGGGGUCACCUUCACAUGUAACUCGGGGUAUCAACUGAACGGCUUUGCUGCUACCGCGUGCCUAGCUGACGGAACAUGGAGUAAUCCUGUUCCAACAUGCACACCGGUUCAAUGUCCGGCUCGGACGGCCCCAACUAACGGAGCGGUGAGUCCUACCGGAGCGGUCUCAUACCCGAACGGGGUCACCUUCGCCUGUAACUCGGGAUACGUGCUGAACGGAGCUGCUGCUGCCACGUGCCAAGCUGACGGAACAUGGAGUAUCCCUGUGCCAACAUGCACACGUAACUGUGUGAUUUCAUCGGUUCAGUGUCCGACUCUUACGGCCCCAACUAAUGGAGCUCUAAGUCCUCUCGGACCAUACGCCUAUCCAGACGGGGUCACCUUCACCUGUAACUCGGGAUAUCAACUGAACGGGGCUACUGAUGCGACGUGCGAAGCUGACGGAACAUGGAGUAAUUCUGUUCCAACAUGUGAACCGGUUCAAUGUCCGGCUCGGACGGCCCCAACUAACGGAGCGGUGAGUCCUACCGGAGCGGUCUCCUACCCGAACGGGGUCACCUUCACCUGUAACUCGGGAUACGUGCUGAACGGAGCUGCUGCUGCGACGUGCCAAGCUGACGGAACAUGGAGUAUCCCUGUGCCAACAUGCACACCGGUUCAGUGUCCGACUCUUACGGCCCCAACUAAUGGAGCUCUAAGUCCUCUCGGACCAUACGUCUAUCCAGACGGGGUCACCUUCACCUGUGACACGGGAUAUCAACUACACGGCUUUGCUGCUGCCGUGUGCCAAGCUGACGGAACUUGGAGUAGUCCUGUUCCAACAUGCACACGGUGUCCAAUAGCAGACUACGUCCGUUUUAACGGAGUUUGCUACAAGGACUAUGCUGAGCUCAUGACAUACGAUGAGGCUAGACAGACUUGUGCCGCAGACGGGGGACUGCUGGCCAUGCCGAGGGACAACGCGACCAACACUUUCAUCCACGAUCUGGGAGGAGCUGGAAUACGCUGGAUUGGGCUGACUGACACUGCGAGUGAAGGCCAGUUCGUGUAUGAAGACGGCCAAAGUCUUGAGUCUUCCGGCUAUUCUAACUGGUAUCCACGUGAGCCUAACGAUGCUCACGAUGGCGAAGACUGUGUCCUAAUUUUUGAUUCCGCGCACGGCUGGAUUGAUGCAGGUUGCAGCCUCGCCAGGGGAUUCAUCUGCCAGCUAGGUUGCUCCGACCUCUACCCUGGCCUGCGCCCUGCCAGGACUUUUGGCAGAUACCAGAACCAGUGCUUCUGGUCCUCCACAAGGGGCAAUCAACGGCUGAACUACAGGGCAGCCCUGCAGGUGUGCAAGUCCCAUGGCGGGACACUGGCUAUGAUAAAAAAUGCCGGUGUGCAAACAUUCCUCACAGAGCACCUGAAUAGAGUUAGCGGUCGUAGAGCUCAGAGGAACUACUGGAUUGGCCUGGAUGACCUGGACAUGGAGCGUAGCUUCGUGUGGAAUGAUGGAACCCCGCUGGGAAGCUAUCGCAAGUUCCGGUCCAGGGCCCCGCACAAAAGCAGGGACUGUAUGGUACUGUGGAGGACCAACAAACUGACUCGCUGGAUCCUGCAGAACUGUCGGGACCGGCUUCCCUACAUCUGUCAGAUGGACUAUAACGUGGGCAAGUGA
Molecule: messenger RNA, 4008 nt
Organism: Branchiostoma belcheri (Belcher's lancelet)
Lineage: Eukaryota; Metazoa; Chordata; Leptocardii; Amphioxiformes; Branchiostomatidae
Product: sushi, von Willebrand factor type A, EGF and pentraxin domain-containing protein 1-like
Exons: 24
Coding region: 1-4008 (1335 amino acids)
Biological process (GO): heterophilic cell-cell adhesion; response to cytokine; leukocyte tethering or rolling
Cellular component (GO): external side of plasma membrane
Molecular function (GO): oligosaccharide binding; sialic acid binding
Source: RefSeq, a predicted model, not a curated record